This is a messenger RNA of Lycium barbarum (goji berry), 1175 nucleotides long. RefSeq names its product probable xyloglucan endotransglucosylase/hydrolase protein. The coding region runs from base 145 to 1026 and encodes 293 amino acids. Gene Ontology annotation, cellular component: apoplast; cell wall. The record is from RefSeq and is a predicted model, not a curated record. NCBI's taxonomy places the organism in Eukaryota, Viridiplantae, Streptophyta, Magnoliopsida, Solanales, Solanaceae. Gene Ontology annotation, biological process: xyloglucan metabolic process; cell wall biogenesis. The transcript has 4 exons. Gene Ontology annotation, molecular function: xyloglucan:xyloglucosyl transferase activity; hydrolase activity, hydrolyzing O-glycosyl compounds.
AUAUCUCACUUGCUUCAAUGUUCUGUUGACACUUGACACAUGGCCAAGUGUUCCUUUUCAGCAUAACAUUCAAAAUCCCCCUCUAUAAAUAAUGAACCAUAUCCAAAUGACCAAUAUCUCAUUCAAGAAAAGAAAAGAGGUAAUAUGAAGGGAGUUCUAGUUGGUUUUGUUUUGAUUAAUUUGUCAAUAUUGGUAAGUUGUGGGGCACCAAGGAAGGCAGUUGAUGUGCCUUUUUGGAACAACUAUGAACCUAGUUGGUCAAGUCACCAUAUCAAGUACCUUAAUGGUGGUACUACUGCUGAGCUUCUUCUUGACAAUUCUACAGGAACUGGAUUUCAAUCAAAGAGAUCGUAUCUUUUUGGGCACUUCAGCAUGAAAAUGAAGCUUGUUGGAGGAGAUUCUGCUGGUGUUGUCACUGCAUUUUAUCUAUCGUCAAACAAUGCAGAACACGAUGAGAUAGAUUUCGAAUUCCUGGGGAACAGAACAGGUCAGCCAUACAUAUUGCAGAGCAAUGUGUUCACUGGAGGCAAAGGAGACAGAGAACAGAGGAUCUAUCUCUGGUUUGAUCCAACCAAAGACUUCCAUUCCUAUUCCGUUCUUUGGAACACCUUUCAGAUUGUGAUCUUUGUGGACGAUGUCCCGAUAAGAGUAUUCAAGAAUUCCAAAGACAUAGGUGUGAAAUUCCCGUUCAAUCAGCCAAUGAAGAUCUAUUCGAGUCUAUGGAAUGCAGACGAUUGGGCUACGAGAGGAGGAUUAGAGAAAACCGAUUGGUCAGCUGCACCGUUCAUCGCUUCCUACACUUCGUUCCACAUCGAUGGCUGCGAGGCUGUCACCCCGCAAGAAGUGCAAGUUUGUAACACCAAUGGCAUGAAAUGGUGGGAUCAAAAGGCUUUUCAAGAUUUAGAUGGACCUCAGUAUAGAAGACUUCAAUGGGUUCGCCAAAAAUUUACUAUUUAUAACUAUUGUACUGAUAGAAAAAGGAACCCUACACUUCCUCCAGAGUGUACAAGGGACAGAGAUCUUUAAUUAGUUCUUGUUUGUUGGGGACAUUACAUUGUGUAAUAACUCAUUUUGGGUUUGUGAGGGUUGAUUUGCUUUGCUUUCUUUAUUUAUUUUGCUCCUUUCCAGAGUGCUCUUUUAAUAACGUAUAUGACAUUAGUAUACUUUGUCUUCAA